GAGCGGCGCGAGGCAGCGCGGAGCGGCGGCCAGGACCCGCCGCAGCCCGGCCCCGCAUGCCCGGCCGCGCGGGGUAGCGGCGGCCCGGCCCAGGCGGCGGCGGCGCCGUCCAUGCGGGGCGUGAGGCGAGCGGGGCCGGCGGCAGCAUGAGCCAGAGCGAGGUGUCGCCGUGCGCGGCGCCGCCGAGCCAGCGCGUCUUCCAGGAGGCGGUGCGGCGCGGCAACACCAAGGAGCUGCAGUCGCUGCUGCAGAACAUGACGAACUGCGAGUUCAACGUGAACUCCUUCGGGCCCGAGGGGCAGACGGCGCUGCACCAGUCCGUCAUCGACGGCAACCUGGAGCUCGUCAAGCUGCUCGUCAAGUUCGGCGCCGACAUCCGCCUGGCCAACCGCGACGGCUGGAGCGCGCUGCACAUCGCCGCCUUCGGGGGCCACCAGGACAUCGUCCUCUACCUGAUCACCAAGGCCAAAUACUCCGCCGGCGCCCGGUGAUGCCGCGGGGCCGCCCCGCCGCCUUCCUGACAUGUCAAAGCUGCUCGGACUCCGUGGUUUUUGUGGUUUGGUUGUUUUUUUUUUUGAUUUUUUUUUUUUUUUGUGUGUGUGUGUUUUUUGUUUGUUUGUUUUUUGGCAAAGAAAUUUGGGGCCCCGCAAAGAUUUACUGAAAGCAAACAAACAAACACACCGCCAUUUACCUGCUUCUAAUUUUGUUUUUCUUCCAAGGGUUGUUUUCCUACUGUAAUUUUUUUUUCCAUCUACCUCGGCUGCACUCACAGUAUUCACGGUUUCAGUUUGACAUCUGGUCAGAUGCUUUAAAACGGUUGUUUCCCCCCCCUCCCCCCGCCCCUCCCUCCCCGGUAAUAUUUAAUCCUUUCUCCCCUCUCCUCUAACACCCGUGGUGGCCUGUCCCUCGAUUUUAAAGUAUUCUGGCUCAGAAACGAAUUCAUUUCAACACCUCCCCAGAUGCACCCACGUCGCCGGGCGGUGCUUUCCCCCGAGCCAGCUCCGACCACGCCGGGAGUCGGCGCCAGCGGCCGGGCAGGUGGCUCCCGGCAGCCGCCGGCCCCGUCCCUGCCCCGGAGGGGGACGCGCGUCUCCUCCGGCAGGCUUCGCCCAGUGUCUUCCUACUGCUCGGUUUCAUUUUUUGUUCUGUUUUGUUUUUUUUUUUUUUGAGGCAACUCCAUUGGAAUAUGACAGACUUGGUUUUCUCGCCCUGCCUGAUUGCUUUUUGUGUGUGUGCUGGGUUUUCUGUUUUUUUUCUCUUUUUUGUGGGUGUCCGAAGAAAGUCUGCAUCCUCAGCCGAUUCUUGAAUCCAUUCAGCACACGUGAGAUCACAGGAAAAGACGUUGAAUCCUUCCUUCUGGUUUUGUGUGUGAAGGGAGGAUUAGUAAACCCUGAACUUUUUUUCAUAUUAAAAAAAAAAGUGAAAUAAACUCUAGAGGCAGAGGAUUUGCUUUUGCACAGAAAAGGGGCGCGAGCGCUCUCUGCUGCCUAGAGAGAUGCCUGAAAACUACUGAGAAAUAGUUUGGGAACUUUUUUCUUUUGGUGAAACUUGGAUAACACUUCUCAAUGCAGAAUGAUUCACUUGAUGUAUGUAGAGUCACCUGCCUUUUAUACUAUAUAUAUAUGUCUAAGUAUAUAUAUAUUUAUAAAAGAAAGGGAGGAAGAAGAGAAAGCCACCCUAAGCCGCAUUUUGAAGUGACUGCACGUAUAAUCGCAAUGCUGCUUUUUAUUGCUAUGGCACAAGAACAUCCAUUUGGAAAAUGCGGAAAAUUUCAGAAGUCUCCUCUCUCCCCCUGGUCUUUCAUCCCUCUUCUGUUUGUCUGCACUAAAACCAACCAUAUCACUGCCAUCUCCCUGCUCUUUCCUCUCUUACUCCCUUUAUCCAAACCAUUACAAUUAAAAAUAGUUACCUGCUGUUUUUUUUGGGUUGUGUCUUAACUAUUUAUCAUGUAUGUGUAUAUAUUUGUGGGUGAAGUUUGUGAGCCUGGUUUUUGUUUGAAGCUGGUGGUGAGUGUUUCAAAAUAUGGUUUGGGAAAUAUGCUUUUUUUUCCUAGUCUCAAAACUAAAGCCUUGAGUCUGCCAUUAUUAUUUCCCAUUGCACUGAAUAUUCUGCUUUGUCUCUGAUGGUUUCACCUGCAGUUUUUGUUUCUUCCACUUCAACAAUUUGGGAUAAGUAAAAAGCUCCAGAUUCAAAGAAGAAAAAGGAAAAAAUCCCUGUUGCAAGUGUCUACUGUCAAUGCUGUAACUUGCAAGGAACUGCUUAGCUGAAGUCUUUUCUGUGAGCCUUGAAGGUGGUGUCCAGCACUUCCACUGGUGCUUCUGUGUAAUAGUUACAGGGUGGGAACAAUAUCUUUUCUAGCGAGGUUUUAUUGUUGUUACCAGAUGGUUGCACAUUUUUUGACUAAAUGGAUUUGCCACAUUGAAAUGUCAUAACAUUUAUGACAUAAUAUUAAAAAAGUGUAUUUUAAA
Molecule: messenger RNA, 2468 nt
Organism: Anas platyrhynchos (mallard)
Lineage: Eukaryota; Metazoa; Chordata; Aves; Anseriformes; Anatidae
Gene: NRARP
Product: NOTCH regulated ankyrin repeat protein
Cellular component (GO): cytoplasm
Molecular function (GO): phosphatase regulator activity; protein binding; enzyme inhibitor activity
Source: RefSeq, a predicted model, not a curated record